AUGGGCAAGUCGGCGGCCUUGGCCUCGUAUCUCACCGAAUUGGAUGCGGGACGGAUAUCCCGCCGUUUGAGGUCACGCUCACAAUCAACAUCGACCGACCGUGGACGCGCUCGUUCUGUUUCACCGAGUGCGAGUGCGUCAUCUCGUGAUGCUAAAUCAUAUGCAUAUAAAGCGGCAAAUUAUGUCACGACUCUAGAGACCAAAGGCUGCUUUAUGCGCCAUUCCCCCGCCGGUCCGACUCCCGAUGACAUCGCGCUUUGCCAGCGACUCCUCCAUCAACCAGUUGAAAUCCCGCGCGGUCUAUUCGACGAUGAGUUCAUCGAGGAUUUUCACAAUGCAUUACGAAAUCGAUCAGAAGCGCGACUGCUGGUAGAUUUACAUCCACUCCUCAUGCCAUCUGCAGAGAACCGCUUCAUCCAAGGGAAGGACGAACUGAAAGCUGUUAUCGAUGGUUACAAUGAUCCAUGGCUCAAGACAGAGCCAAUCUAUGGUCCCAAACCACAGCCGGACCAUGCUCGAGGCUUAAGGUGGUCGACCUUUUCAGACAACCAGCGGCGAAAGCUUGGAAUCAAGCCGGACGAAAAAUCCCUCUAUGCGGUGCGAGAAGAUAUGUACUUCCCUUACUUGACGUCAAAAAUUAAGUGCGGGAACCAAGCUUUGGAAUUUGCGGAUCGGCAGAAUAUGCACAGCAUGUGUAUUGCCCUUCGCGCGGUGGUCAGCUUAGCUGAAGCUGCCGGCCGUCUGGGAGAGGUGAAUCGGAGGCUCCUUGGCUUCUCGGUUUCGCAUGAAUUAGAGGGUGUGCGAAUCUACGGCUACUAUCCUGAGAUUGGCGAAGAUGGGGUCAAAUAUUAUCGCUGGUUAGUAAAGCAGUUCAACAUUUGGGCAGACGGGGAUAAAUGGGCUUGUUAUCGUUUUGUGGAAAAUCUCGAUCGUGACUUCCUUCCCAUCCAUACUGACCGGUUAAUGCGUCUUCUGGAAGAAAUUCCUGAUCCCCAAGAACUCCCUUUUGAGCUCGAUGUCGAUGACGAUAUAAGCUCCCAAUCACGAAUCUGGUCCCAAGAACGGCCCUCAUAUAGCCGGGCGCCCUCUGUACAGAAUCGGGCCUUACAACCGGAGCUACGUAGCAUGAUUCAAACCUUGCAGCAGCAGUUAGAGGAACAAAAUCUAGACCAUUCUCUGACUAAUCUAUUCCAGGACUAA
Messenger RNA from Talaromyces stipitatus ATCC 10500, 1200 nucleotides. RefSeq lists its product as uncharacterized. Bases 1 to 1200 code for a protein of 399 amino acids. Lineage: Eukaryota; Fungi; Ascomycota; Eurotiomycetes; Eurotiales; Trichocomaceae. The record is from RefSeq and is a predicted model, not a curated record. The transcript has 2 exons.